Messenger RNA from Closterium sp. Naga37s-1, 750 nucleotides. The record is from the annotation of a GenBank genome assembly. Lineage: Eukaryota; Viridiplantae; Streptophyta; Zygnematophyceae; Desmidiales; Closteriaceae.
AUGUCUCGUGGGCGUGCCCUUGUCCUCCUGCUUGCCCUUGUCCCCCUUCCCUUGUUCCCCCGCCCUUGUCCCCCCGUCCUUGUCUCCCCGUCCUCCUUGUCCACUUGCCCCUGUCCCCCCGCCCCUGUCCCCCCGCCCUUGUCCCCCGCCCUUGUCCCCCCGCCCUUGUCCCCCGCCCUUGUCCCCCAGCCCUUGUCCCCCCGCCCCUAUCCCCUUCCCUGUGCCCCCGUGCCCCUGACCCCCUGCCCUUGUCCCACUGCGCUCCUUCUCUCCUCUGCAGCCAAAGAUUCUAUUGGAACAGACGGCAGCCAGCUGACCGGCACCUACGAGGGACUGACCUGGCUCUCUUCCCUCUCCAACCUGCAAACGCUGAAUCUGUUUGGCCUGGCGGAAUUCACAGGGAGCUUGUCCUCUCUGCAUGUUCUCUCUCACCUGGAGAAUCUUCGAAGCCUGACACUAAAAUCGCUCACCAAUGCCACGGGGGAGAUACCCAGGGAGAUCCGGUACCUCACAGCCCUCACUGCACUUGAUUUGUCGUACCUUCGGGCCUUGGAGUUCCCUGCCUGGGUGACUCACCUCUCCAUUCUUCAAUAUCUCAACGUGAACGCGGACGACCCGCGGCGGCAGGGCUUGUUGACAGACGACAUCUCGCACCUCACAGCGCUCACCACCCUAUCCCUCAAAGGCAACAACCUGGACGGCUACCUGCCUAAGAGCUUCUCCUCGCUCCUCAACCUGCAGUACCUGUGA